CUUUCUUCGCUGCUUCAUCAGAAACCACCAAUUCCUCCGAUACGUUAUUUCUCUUGGGUAACAGUGCUGGGAAAUCGUUUUGGGGUUCUUUUUCGCCAUUUGAGUGUCGUUGGUCGUUGGGGUUGCAGUGGAGGCCUUCGUUAUCGGUGUGAGUGUGGUGGUCAUUGGCUGUUGUCAUUGUUGGUGUGUUGGGCUUGCGAAAUGACGACUUCUUCGACGAGGGUAAGGGCAUUGUACUGUGGGUGUCGUUGUUUAUGGUGUGGUGUAUGGAUUUUGGGUUUUGUAUGUAUUUUAUGAUUUAGGGUUUUUAAGUUUGGGUUUUUGCAAUAUGUGUGCAGUUGACGGUUCGUCACUCAGUUUCGACAAAAUUCAUCUCUAGUUUGAACAAACGUUUGAGUAAGGAGCAACGUUCAUUGAUUGCCGGGACUCCGUUUGGGUGGUUUUUAGAUUUGAUUGGUAAUGUUAAAGUUGGUAGGAAAAUGUUGAGUGAGUUAGUGUUUAAAUGGGUGGAUUCAAGCAGUGGUUUCUUAAUUGCAGACAAAGUUGUGCCUAUGAAUGAGAAAGAUUUUUGUUUAGGUUUGGGUUUGAGUUUAGAUAGGAAAGAGAUAGAUUUAAAGCUAGAAAUGGGAUGUAGUAGAUGUGUGAAAUACAUUGGCAAUAAAACAAGAAAUUUGACUUUGCUAUACAAAUGUUUGAUGAAGAAAGGAAAAAGCAUUCCUUGUGCUCCUUUUUGUAGCUUGUACAUAUUGGUUGAUAUUUGUGAGAUAUUAAUUCCACAGCGUAAUGGAAAAGUGUUUCCCAUAUUAUUUGAAAUUGUUGAUAAUUUAAAUGAUUUGGGAAAAUAUUGCUGGGCUAGUUUAGUGUAUAGAUGUUUGGUACGUGGUUUGAACAAAGCUUCAGAUGCAUUGAAGAAAGGAAAAGUCACAACGAACGUUUAUGUCGAUGGUUGCAUUUACAUGUUGCAAGUUUGGUUUUUUGAGAAAUUGAUUCCUCCCAAAGGUGCUAUAGAAAAAAAUCCAAGAAUAUUGCAUUGGAUGAAUUUGAAAUUGGGAGAGAACCUAGUUAAUGUUGAUGUUGAUGUUGAUGUUGAUGUUGGUACAAUGAAGGAUGAGAAAGACUUCAAGGAUCAAGCAAGAGNAAAAAAUAAAGAUGAAAAGGCAUCAACAAAGAAGGAACUUAAGAAAAAUCGCAGAGAGCAGUUUUUGGAAAGUUUACACGAGCAACAAAGUCUUGUUGCAGAACUUAAAAGGAGGGUUAAUCUGUUGGAGGAAGAGGUGGCAUUCGAGAAACAUAGACGAAGAAGACCAUAG
Messenger RNA from Vigna radiata var. radiata (mung bean), 1310 nucleotides. RefSeq lists its product as uncharacterized. NCBI's taxonomy places the organism in Eukaryota, Viridiplantae, Streptophyta, Magnoliopsida, Fabales, Fabaceae. The transcript has 3 exons. The record is from RefSeq and is a predicted model, not a curated record. Bases 480 to 1310 code for a protein of 276 amino acids.